Molecule: messenger RNA, 910 nt
Organism: Cydia pomonella (codling moth)
Lineage: Eukaryota; Metazoa; Arthropoda; Insecta; Lepidoptera; Tortricidae
Gene: Spase25
Product: signal peptidase complex subunit 2
Exons: 5
Coding region: 303-857 (184 amino acids)
Biological process (GO): protein targeting to ER
Cellular component (GO): signal peptidase complex; membrane
Source: RefSeq, a predicted model, not a curated record
UAAUUUUUAAAUAAUUGCAUGUGUUUUGUUAUCAAUAUUUUCACUAAGGUUUUUUUUUUUUGUUUUCAAAUUUCAUUGAUGUCACAAAGGCGAGCUUCAUUGCCCAAUCCAAAGUGCAUAUAAUCACUACGUCAAUCAUUCACUCACACAUUCUUCAGUACAACUCUUCACCACACUAACUAAACGUCAAGUCAAACUCAAAUCGGCCGACACCGAUUCGCAGUCGUGUCAAAACGACGCUUUCUGGGAGAAAAUUGUUAUAAUAUUAAACUCUAAGAUAUUUUUUCUUAAAACAGAUCAACAUGACUGAAACAACAGAGGUAGUAAAAAUCAACAAAUGGGAUGGUGCUGCGGCGAAAAAUGCUAUCGAUGAUGCGGUCAGAGAGGUGUUAACUGGAGAUCUGAAAUGUAAAGAGAGCUUUGCACUUAUUGAUGGUCGUCUGUUCCUCUGUGCACUCGCUGUUGGUGUUGCCCUGUAUGCCCUGCUCUGGGACUACUUAUACCCAUUCCCCCAGUCAAGGCUGGUGCUAAUCAUCUGUGUGUCUUCCUAUUUUGUGCUAAUGGGCAUGCUGACCCUGUACACAACUUUCAAAGAGAAGGGCAUAUUUGUGGUUGCCAAGGAGAAGGUUGGGAACAACACCAGAGUGUGGGAAGCCAGCUCAUAUGUGAAGAAACAUGAUGAUAAAUACAACCUGAUCCUGGUCCUCCGCGACUCCAACGGCAAGUGCCGAGAAGCCUCCAUCAACAAGUCCUUUGCCAACUUCAUUGACACCAACGGAACAGUUGUCCAAAACCUUGUACUGACUGAAGUAAACAAGUUGUAUAACUCUCUGUCCACGGAGAAGAAGGAGAAGUAAUCUAAAGUUCAAUCUAUGACUGCAAUUUCGUCUCAAUAAAUAAUUUCUAACUA